CCUAACUCCCAGAACCGCUGCCGCAUCUUGCCCCGCUCCCGGCGUUCUCGGCGCUCUCGGACCAAAGCAGAACCCUUCUUGGACAGGAUGGCCAUGUCGGAGGUGGGUUCCUUCACCACCGAGACGGUGGUCAGCUGCCUCGAGAAGGUGACCCGGCCGUCGAUGAAGGGCGGCUUGGUAUGGUGCACGUUCAGGCGCACGCGCGUCUCCUCCUCGUCCGCCAGGUCCGUGUCCACCUCGUUCCUGACCGCCACGCCCGAGGUCAGGAGCCGGUUCUCCUCCCAGGCGUUCUGGUCCGCGGCUAGCUGGUUCUUGCGUGUGUUCUGCUGCUGCCGUCGCUUGUUGGCCUCGUUACGCUCCUGCAGCUUGCGCAUGGCCUCCUCCUUCUCUCGGAGCGUGGCCGGGUCGCCCCCGAAGAGGUCCUCCCCCCGAGAGACG
Molecule: messenger RNA, 438 nt
Organism: Nannochloropsis gaditana CCMP526
Exons: 1
Source: RefSeq, a predicted model, not a curated record